AUGAAUAGACAAAGUCUGAGUAUAGAAACUACAGUGGGUUCCAAGAAUGAAGAAGAUGAUGAAUUAAGUUCCCAGAUAACUCAACUUGGGCCUCCUACGUUGAAAAGUUUUCAAUUGGGCGAUAUGAAAACACCACCACAAGGAAGCAACCCCAAAUUUACUGACAAUGGACAAACAACCUGUGAAGUCCAAUAUUACGACGACAUCCAAAAUUUGCCCACUCCAAUUGUUCCCAACUUUCAGAAGCCUUACUCUUCUCGAAGUCCCAAUACGAGCCCCAAAUGGAGUCCACCAUCUACACAUGAUUCUAUUUUCCCCAUUAAAGAAGAGUCGCCGGUACCGAAUUUGGGAAAAGAAAAUAAUUCCACUUUAAUUAUACCAAAGACAAGAACUAGGAACACUUCUUCUAAAAUCAUCCGAGUAGAUACUAAUCUGGAUUCAUUUGGGGCAGACGAAAACAAGGUGGAUCAAAAACGCUUCAUUUCGGAUUACAAAUUAAGAAAUAGAGAUGAGUAUACAGAAGUUCCAUUGACCACAAGAAUCAACCACAAUGAAGCAUUGAGAACUCCUUUGAUUAACCGGAACAUAAAUCCCAUAGAUAGAGUUGUUUCAUUGCCAAUUCACUCUAAAUUUCGACCAGUUACACCUAAAGCCAGAAACCAGAAUGAGCUGCCACGAUCCAUUCCUCAAAUUGAUUCAAAUAUUGAGAAUAUGCAAAAUGGGGAGUCUAUUCUUCAAGAGGUUUUGAAAACUUACUCAGUAGAUGGGAAGCAUGACCUCCAGAAAUGGGAGCCACUGUAUGAAAUAGGUUGUGGGUCUUUCAGUAAGGUUUAUUUAUGUAGCGAUGGUCAAACCGUAUUGAAAAUAUCGGAUGUCAGUUUCAGUAAAGAAAGUCAAAACUCAAAGGACAUGUAUUUGCGUAUACAAAAUUCACUCAGCAGGGAAUUAGAAGUAUUAAAAGAACUAAAGCAUCCCAAUAUAAUCAAAUUAAUAGGCAGUGACUAUAAACCUGACCUGAAAACUGAUAUAAGCCGGAUUACAAUCGUCAUGGAGUACUGCAAAGGUGGCGAUCUAUACAAUUUUAUUCUUAAUUACCGCAGUGAAAUGAAUAGUGAAUUAAUAAGGUGUAUGUUUACCAAUCUAGUUUCCGCAAUCUCAUUUAUGCAUUCAAAAAAUAUAUGCCAUCGUGAUAUUAAACUCGAAAAUAUCUUGUUAAAAUAUUCACAGUUAGAAACUCUUGAUAAUGGAGUUAGAAUGGCUGCUUUACACACACCUAUCCUUGUUUUGUCUGAUUUUGGAUUAAGCAAAAGGCUUGAUCCCGCCAAUCCAAUGCUUACGACUAGAUGCGGUUCCGAAGAUUACGUGUCCCCUGAAUUACUUUUGGGCAUGCCUUAUGAUGGUAAACAAAAUGAUUGCUGGUCAAUGGGUGUAGUUCUUUACACAAUGUUAGAAAGUAGAUUACCAUUUGACCCGUUACCAAGCGAGGCAAAUAAACCAACCGGCCGUAGAUCUAAACCUGCUCAUCGAAUAGCAAUGAUCAAUUGGACAUGGUAUUAUCUCAAGGAUGAGACUUUGAGUGAGGAAUUUGCCUCAGCAAAAGAAAUCGUCAAGCUUUUGUUGACGAAAAGAAAUAAAAGAGCCACUGUAAAUGAUAUAGAAAACCACAGAUGGUGCAAACCGUAUAUUCUAAAAGGAGACAGUUGA
Pichia kudriavzevii is the source of this 1704-nucleotide messenger RNA. RefSeq lists its product as uncharacterized. The transcript has a single exon. Lineage: Eukaryota; Fungi; Ascomycota; Pichiomycetes; Pichiales; Pichiaceae. Gene Ontology annotation, molecular function: protein serine/threonine kinase activity; ATP binding. Gene Ontology annotation, biological process: intracellular signal transduction; protein phosphorylation. The record is from RefSeq and is a predicted model, not a curated record. Gene Ontology annotation, cellular component: cell cortex. Bases 1 to 1704 code for a protein of 567 amino acids.